AUGAGGAGACUGGCUUUUCGAGGCGCUGGUUGUACUCUGGUAAAUCUGAAGAAGUUGGAUUCAAUGGGCUCCAAGAGACGAAGGGCUACAUCUCCUUCCAGCAGUAUCAGUGGGGAUUUUGAUGAUGGUCACCACUCUGUACCAACACCAGGCCCAAGCAGGAAAAGGAGACGACUUUCUAAUCUCCCAACUGUAGAUCCGAUUGCUGUGUGCCAUGAGCUCUACAAUACCAUAAGAGACUACAAAGAUGAGCAGGGCAGGCUCCUGUGUGAACUCUUCAUUAGGGCACCAAAAAGAAGAAAUCAACCAGACUAUUAUGAAGUAGUUUCUCAGCCCAUCGACUUGAUGAAAAUUCAACAAAAACUAAAAAUGGAAGAGUAUGAUGAUGUUAACCUGCUGACUGCUGAUUUUCAGCUGCUCUUUAACAACGCCAAGGCCUAUUAUAAGCCAGAUUCUCCGGAAUUUAAAGCUGCCUGUAAACUCUGGGAUUUGUACCUCCGAACAAGGAAUGAAUUUGUACAGAAAGGAGAUGCAGAUGAGGAUGAAGAAGAGGAUGAUGGGCAUGACAAUCAAGGAACAAUGUCUGAAGUAUCUUCUCCAAGUUACCUGAAAGAGAUCCUUGAGCAGCUUCUUGAAGCCAUAGCCAUAGCUACAAACCCAUCAGGACGUCUCAUAAGUGAGCUUUUUCAGAAACUUCCUUCAAAAGUGCAAUAUCCUGACUAUUAUGCAAUAAUUAAGGAGCCCAUUGAUCUUAAGACAAUUGCUCAGAGAAUACAGAAUGGGAGUUAUAAAAGUAUCCAUGCAAUGGCAAAGGAUAUAGAUCUUCUAGCUAAAAAUGCCAAAACCUACAAUGAACCUGGGUCUCAAGUAUUUAAGGAUGCAAAUUCAAUUAAAAAAAUAUUUCAUUUGAAAAAGGCAGAAAUUGAACAUGUUGAAAUGGCCAAGUCAAGCCUUCGAAUAAGGACUCCAUCCAAUUUGGCUGCAGCCAAGCUGACAGGUUCUUCACAGGGUAAGGGCAGCCUUAGUGAAGAGAGAAAUUCUACCAGCAAAUAUUAUCGUAAUAAAAGAGCAGUUCAAGGGGGUCGUUUGUCAGCAAUAACUAUGGCACUCCAGUAUGGCUCAGAAAGUGAUGAGGAUGCUGCUUUAGCUGCUGCUCGUUAUGAAGAGGGGGAGUCAGAAGCAGAAAGUAUUACUUCAUUUAUGGAUGUUUCAAAUCCUCUUUAUCAACUUUAUGAUACCGUUAGGAGCUGUCGGAAUAACCAGGGACAGUUAAUAGCAGAACCAUUUUUCCAUUUACCUUCGAAGAAAAAAUACCCAGAUUAUUAUCAGCAAAUCAAAAUGCCCAUUUCCCUGCAGCAGAUAAGAACCAAGCUAAAGAACCAAGAAUAUGAAACUUUAGAUCAUUUGGAGUGUGAUCUAAAUUUAAUGUUUGAAAAUGCCAAACGUUAUAAUGUUCCCAAUUCAGCCAUCUACAAACGAGUUCUAAAAAUGCAACAAGUCAUGCAGGCAAAGAAGAAGGAACUUGCUAGGAGAGACGACAUUGAGGACGGCGACAGUAUGAUCUCUUCAGCCACUUCUGAUACUGGGAGUGCCAAAAGAAAAAGGAACACUCAUGACAAUGAGAUGUUGGGCCUCAGGAGGCUAUCCAGGUUGUCUGCCUCAGCUGCUGACUUGGAGACUACUGGUUCCAGUCCAGCUGGGAGUUCACCACCAAAGGCUUAUGGCAUAAGAGCCCUGGACCGGAAAACAGGAGACCUGGGUUCUAGUGCUGACUCUGCCACUAACUCACUGUGUGACCUUCGUAAAAAGAACAUAAGAAAGCAGCGAAUGAAAAUUUUAUUCAACGUUGUUCUUGAAGCUCGAGAACCAGGUACAGGCAGAAGACUCUGUGAUCUUUUUAUGGUUAAGCCAUCCAAAAAAGACUACCCCGAUUAUUACAAAAUCAUCUUGGAACCAAUGGACUUAAAGAUUAUUGAACAUAACAUCCGUAAUGACAAAUAUGCAGCAGAAGAGGCAAUGAUGGAAGAUAUGAAACUGAUGUUCCGAAAUGCAAGACACUAUAAUGAAGAAGGCUCACAGGUAUAUAAUGAUGCCCAUAUUCUGGAGAAGAUGCUCAGAGAUAAGAGAAAAGAGUUGGGCCCACUCCCUGAGGAUGAUGACAUGGCCUCUCCCAAACUCAAGCUAAGUAGAAAGAGUGGCAUUUCUCCUAAAAAGUCAAAAUACAUGACUCCAAUGCAACAGAAACUCAAUGAAGUAUAUGAAGCAGUAAAGAACUACACAGAUAAGCGGGGCCGCCGACUCAGCGCCAUCUUCCUGAGGCUCCCCUCCAGGUCAGAACUGCCAGACUACUACCUGACCAUCAAAAAGCCUGUUGACAUGGAAAAGAUACGAAGCCACAUGAUGGCUAACAAGUACCAAGACAUAGACUCCAUGGUGGAAGAUUUUGUCAUGAUGUUCAACAAUGCUUGUACAUACAAUGAGCCUGAAUCCCUGAUUUACAAAGAUGCUCUAGUCCUGCACAAGGUAUUGCUUGAAACUCGAAGGGACAUAGAAGGAGAUGAGGACUCUCAUGUUCCUAAUGUGACGCUGCUUAUCCAAGAGCUUAUCCACAAUCUUUUUGUGUCUGUAAUGAGCCAUCAGGAUGAUGAGGGAAGGUGCUACAGUGACUCCUUGGCUGAAAUCCCUUCUGUGGAUCCUAGUUUCCCAAACAAACCCCCUCUGACUUUCGACAUAAUUAGGAAGAAUGUUGAGAAUAAUCGCUACCGCAGGCUGGACUUAUUUCAAGAGCAGAUGUUUGAUGUAUUGGAAAGAGCAAGAAGAAUGAAUCGGACGGAUUCAGAGAUAUAUGAAGAUGCAGUAGAACUUCAGCAAUUCUUUAUUAAAAUCCGUGAUGAACUCUGCAAGAAUGGAGAGAUCCUUCUUUCCCCAGCACUUAGUUAUACAACAAAGCAUCUCCAUAAUGAUGUGGAGAAAGAGAAAAAGGAAAAGUUACCAAAAGAAAUAGAGGAAGAUAAACUAAAACGGGAAGAAGAAAAAAGAGAGGAGAAAGAAGAUGUUCCAGUAGAAAUGUCUAAUGGUGAGCCAGGAUGCCACUACUUUGAACAACUUCGAUACAAUGAUAUGUGGCUGAAGGUUGGAGAUUGUGUUUUCAUAAAAUCUCAUGGCUUAGUGCGGCCCCGAGUGGGCAGAAUUGAAAAACUAUGGGUCCGGGACGGUGCUGCCUAUUUCUUUGGCCCCAUCUUCAUUCACCCUGAAGAAACAGAACAUGAGCCAACAAAAAUGUUCUACAAAAAAGAAGUGUUUCUGAGCAAUUUGGAAGAAACCUGUCCUAUGACGUGUAUCCUGGGAAAGUGUGCUGUGUUGUCAUUCAAAGAUUUCCUGUCCUGCAGGCCAACUGAAAUACCAGAAAAUGAUGUUCUGCUUUGUGAGAGUCGCUAUAAUGAGAGUGACAAACAAAUGAAGAAAUUCAAAGGAUUGAAGAGGUUUUCACUCUCUGCAAAAGUGGUAGAUGAUGAAAUCUACUAUUUCAGAAAACCGAUAGUUCCACAGAAGGAGCCCUCACCAUUAUUGGAGAAGAAGAUUCAGUUGCUAGAAGCAAAAUUUGCUGAGUUGGAAGGUGGAGAUGAUGAUAUUGAAGAAAUGGGAGAAGAAGAGGGUGAAGUCAUCGAAGCCCCGUCUUUGCCACAGCUUCAGACUCCACUGGCCAGUGAUCUGGACAUUAUGCCCUACACUCCCCCUCAGUCUACUCCUAAGUCUGCUAAGGGCAGCUCUAAGAAGGAAGGCUCCAAAAGGAAGAUCAACAUGAGUGGCUACAUCCUCUUUAGCAGUGAGAUGAGAGCUGUGAUUAAGGCCCAGCAUCCAGACUACUCCUUUGGAGAGCUCAGUAGGCUUGUAGGAACAGAGUGGAGAAACUUAGAGACCACCAAGAAAGCAGAAUAUGAAGAGCGGGCAGCUAAAGUUGCCGAGCAGCAGGAGAGAGAGCGCGCAGCGCAGCAGCCGCAGCCGAGUGCUUCUCCCCGGGCGGGCCCCCCCGCGGGGGCGCUCAUGGGGGUGGUGCCGCCACCAACACCAAUGGCGAUGCUCAAUCAGCAGUUGACACCUGUUGCAGAACAGCAGCUGCAGCAUUUUAGCUCCCUGUUGGGGAAUAACAACGUCAAGUCCAAAGGCAUGAUAGGUGGCUAUCCGCCAGUCCUGCCACCUUUGCAGGGGCCAGUUGAUGGCAUUGUUAGCAUGGGCAGCAUGCAGCCACUUCACCCUGGGGUGCCCCCACCCCACCACCUUCCGCCAGGUAUGCCAGGCAUCCCAGGCAUCCCACCACCGGGUGUGAUGGGCCAAGGAGUGUCCCCCAUUGUAGGCCCUCCAGCACCGGGAGGAAGUCCUUAUGGACAACAAAUGGGAAUCCUGGGGCCUCCGGGCCAGCAAGCACCACCUCCGUAUCCUGGUCAGAAUCCAGCAGGCCAGCCUGUCAUGCAGCAGCCGACAACACCAAUGUUCGUCUCUCCCCCACCAAAGACACAACGGCUUCUGCACUCAGAGGCCUACCUGAAAUACAUUGAGGGGCUCAGCGCCGAAUCAAACAGUAUUAGCAAGUGGGACCAGACCCUUGCAGCCCGAAGACGAGAUGUUCAUCUAUCAAAAGAACAAGAAAGCCGUCUUCCUUCACACUGGCUGAAAAGUAAAGGGGCCCACACGACCAUGGCAGAUGCCCUCUGGCGCCUUCGUGAUUUGAUGCUUCGAGAUACCCUUAACAUUCGCCAAGCAUACAACAUAGAAAAUGUUUAAUUGCAUAAAUUACUUUCUUUGAUACAAACAUAAAGAGUUUUGUGGAACAAUAGCUGUUUUAGUUACUGGGGGGAUAACAAAACAAUAAUUUUUAUUGCAUUUUAUUGUACAUUGCAAGACCAUUUUUAUAUAAGGACACUUUUAAUAAGCAUAUUUCAAUUUGUUUUUGUUAUAUUAAGUUGACUUUAUCAAAUACACAAAGAUUUUUUUGCAUAUGUUUCCUUUGUUUGAAAGCCAGUUUCAUAUUUGGUUGUAUGUGUAGACAUGGAGUUAUCUUUUUACUUGUUGCCAUGGAUCUGAUACCAUUGGGGUUUUUUUAUAAAAGAAAAACAGACCAAAAAAAAAAAAACCAUGAAAAAAACAACUGUUUACAAAUUAGUUUAAAAUGACAAUGAAAUGUGAAGUUAGUCCUAGUUUACAUUGUAGAAGAGUAUGUCUGUUCACGUGCCUGCGUGUUUUAAGGCACUUCCAGCAGAAACCAUUGCUUACAGGUGAAUUGAAAUGCUUUUUCAAGAAGAAAUAUUAGAGAUUCAACAGAUUUGUAGAGCCUUCCAUCUGAUCAGUAGCCACUAACAGGGAGCCAGGCACUCCUCUGAAGUUUGCACCUCUGCCCUUGACCAGUCCGGUCCAGCAAGAACAUUUUCUUGUGCUGCAUUGAAUGUCGGGCUAUAAUUGACCUUUAUAAAGAACCUGCAUACUCUUGUGGAGUCUGAACAGGUGAAUGGGUAAAAUAUUUUCAACUCUUUAAAAAGAAUUCGUAGUUUGUCUCCACAUGCUCUGUUAGAUCUUGUGAAGUUUUCAAAUUCAGAUAUUAAAAAGCAUUUACAUUCACACUGGAGUAUUAUGGUAGAUGGAGGUGAUUUUUAAAACAUAUAACCCUUGCUUUAAAAAUAAAAUACAGCAGUGUGUAAAAGUGAUAUCUUCACUGAAAAUGAAAUUAUGAGAAUCAAUUACUCUCAAUCCUUUUUCCCCCUCCCAUUUUUCAUUCCUGUGCGUGGCAUUUUUUUCUCCAAGUUUCAAGGUUGUAACUUUCUACCAUUUAGGACUUGCUAUACAUUUUCAGCCAAAAACUUAAGAGCUGCAACUUUUCUGUUUCAGAAAUAUUUUUAAUAUUAGCUUAAAUUUUUGAAUUUCAGGGGGUAAUAAGUGCAUUUAGAGCUGGGGGAAAAAUCACUAUUUAAGAAAAUGCUUUCUGAAAAGGCCACACAGAUCCCAUUACACAUUAGUUUAGAGAUACUUUAUUCCCUGUCUAACUUGAUAGUAAACCUUCUUCAGGUGGCAGCUUACCUUUAGAGCAUCUAUCCAGGAAAUUGCCCGGGCAGCUGGACAAAGCUUUCACAUGCUGCUAUAAACUACAUCACAUUACUUUGGGGGAAGGAGGUGUUUGUGUUUUUGAGAGUGGUUUUAUCAUACCAUAACCCCAGAAGAACUCCUUUUUUUUUUUUUUUUUAAAGUAGGCAUUACUACCCCAAUGCCUAAAUGCCAUUCUUCUUAAAUCAUGAGUGUAGAGCAGAGAAACUCUUUUUGUCUCUAUAUAUACUUAAGUACAGUAGGCCGUCCUAACUGCCGUAGUCAACCACUGGAUCUAAAUCUUCAUCAAGUAUUUCGAAGUAAUUUCAAACACUUUUUUUAAAGAUUUAUGUUGCUGUUUUGUUAGAAUACAUCUCAGCAACUAGAGUUUUUGCUGUUUUCACCACAAAGAUUAAGACAUUGAACUAAAUCAGAUAAUGAACAUGUCCUAGUUCUUUGUUUAUCUGAGCCAUCCAACCACCAUCAUGGACUGUAUAUUAAAAUCGGAUUCUUUUAUUCCUAGACAUUAACAAAAUUGCACCAAAGAGCCUGGAAUUAAUUUUAGUUAAGUUAUUUAUUUAUUUUUUAAGUUUUGUUUUGCUUUUAUUUUCUUUGAGGCCUAGUUAAGACUGCUUUGGGGAGCUUCUCAGAAACACUUUUUUUCCCCUUUUUUUUCCCUUUUUUUCCAGCAAGUGGAAUGGUCGCUGUUAUUAUCCAAGGCAUUAGAAGCUGGAAGCACUCCUUUUUCAACCCCUUUACCAGCUUCAGUGUCACUGUAAGAACUAACCAAAUCAACCCUGGGUCUCCUUUAAGGUCAUGCAGAGCAGUGCCAUUGAGGCUACUUAGUGGGCCCAAUCAAGUCUGUUUUGUUUUGUUUUGUUUUUAACUGUGUAUUUAUUUUAGAAUCAUGUCUUUCUGUGUAUUUCUGUGGAGAAUGUCAGUAAAAAUUUAGGAGAUAGGAUUUGAGGUCUGCAGUCUAGAAUUUCAUACCUAACCAAAAAAAAAAAAUUUCUAAUUCAAGUGAUUAAAAAAAUAAUAAAAUAACCACACAUUU
This is a messenger RNA of Gracilinanus agilis (Agile Gracile Mouse Opossum), 7126 nucleotides long. It is a transcript of the gene PBRM1, whose product is annotated as polybromo 1. The record is from RefSeq and is a predicted model, not a curated record. The transcript is spliced from 32 exons. The coding region runs from base 1 to 4782 and encodes 1593 amino acids. Gene Ontology annotation, cellular component: RSC-type complex. NCBI's taxonomy places the organism in Eukaryota, Metazoa, Chordata, Mammalia, Didelphimorphia, Didelphidae. Gene Ontology annotation, molecular function: chromatin binding; protein binding. Gene Ontology annotation, biological process: chromatin remodeling.